Microbotryum saponariae is the source of this 1329-nucleotide messenger RNA. The record is from the annotation of a GenBank genome assembly. Lineage: Eukaryota; Fungi; Basidiomycota; Microbotryomycetes; Microbotryales; Microbotryaceae.
AUGCUGAGCAUUUUGUCGACUGUGACCCUGCCAUCAGGAUCGUCUGAUGGCGAUCGCCGCCGAUCGGACUCCUCGCCUGAUCAGCUUUCGCAGGCCACCGCGGCGAACGGAACCUCGGAUAUCAAUGCAGAGGCGAUCACGACUCCGCCUGCGUCUCUGCCGUCAACGCCUCCAGUUCUCGCGGUAUCAGAGCUUUUACCCACCUCGUUGGAGCACAAUCAUCCCGUCAAUGACUCGCAGGCUUGGGGCCUCGCGACACGCCUCCGUCGAGCCACGGCGCAAGCGCACCAUGACGUGAUGUUGCCACGCGUCGUGCACCGGCUCUCGUCAGGUGACCUACCCCUCCCCGUCUAUAUCGCCUACCUCGAAGCCCUCUCCGUCAUCUACGAGUCUCUAGAACGCUACUUGGAUCUCAACGCAACUUGCGAGGUGCUUAGUCCGACGUACGAUCCGGCGACGCUCGCGAGAUCGGCGGCGAUCGAAGCCGAUCUGAGCUACCUCACCCUUAAGCUCCCGCGUGCAAAUCGUACAACAUCCAUCUGUAGCGGUCGGAACUGGCCCUCUGUGAAGCUCUACGCAGGACGGCUGCAUUGUCUGGGUUCCGGCAACAGUGGCCUGCCGCACGAAUCCUCGGGGCUCGCAAUCGCAGCGAAAGUAGCGCAGGAACGCCCGGCGCUUCUGCUCGCUCAUGCUUACACGCGUUAUCGUACGUCGGCCUGAUGACCCGAGAUCGCGGCGAUACAAGUGAGCUCAUAUGUUAUUCUUGUAUCAUGCAGUUGGGGAUCUUUCUGGCGGGCAAUCAAUAGCCCGCUCGGUCCGACACGCCUAUUCGUUACCGGAUUCCGGCGAAGGCUCACAAUUUUACGAAUUAUUUCCAUCCUCGCAUCCGAGACGGGCCGGGGUUUUCGAACGCGCGAAUAUUCAAGAAAUCAAGGAUUUGAAAUUCUGGUUCAGGGCAGGUUUAGACUCUGCAGGCCGCGCGACCAACAAUGACCUCGCAAAAGCAAUCGAGGAGGAGGCCAAAGUCGCGUUCAAGUACAAUGCUGACGUAGGUUGCACCAUCGUGGAUCGUGUAGUAUUCGAUGGUACCCAUCGUACUGACUUGAACUCUGCUACUAUCAGAUCUUCUCCGAUCUUGAGCUGUGCCUGGGCCAAUUCGAAAGUGCGGUCAGCGACGGCGACAAGAGUGUAGCAGAGUCGACGCCUGACGAGAAGGGGACGCUGCCGCCUGUUUGGAUGUUGGGUUCAAAUGCGCUCACCAGGACACUCACGAUGAAGUUGACGAUCAGCCUGGUUGUGCUCUUGGCUUACGUCAUCUCGAUGAUAUAA